CAGUGCGCAGGCGCCGCGGGGAGGUAAACACGGCUUCCCGCGUCUCCGCCAUGCGCUAUGCCUGGCCGCUGCGGAGACGGGGACGUAGGCGGAAGACGCGUGCUUGUGCGCAGGCGCGAGCGCGGCCUCAAGCCCCAACAAAGGGGAGCCCAUCCUCCUCUCGGGGACUACACCUCCCAGCAGAAUUCGCGCGGCGCGUGGCAUGCUGGGACUUGUAGUCCCUUCUCCUUGAAAGCCGCAGGGGAGUUCGCUGCGAGCUUGGCCCCGGGAGCCGGCGGCGUCCUGAUGCGGGCGCCCGGCGCGGAGCCCGGCCUGGAGCCCGGCCUGGCGGCGGCUCUGGAGCGCUAUCAGCGGCGCCUCCGAGAACGCGCUAAUGAAAGUAUCCAUCAACUGAAAUAUGCCUUGGAGGAAAGACAGUUUGCAGAGUGUAAGGAUGAAGUUGGGUUUGAUGAGUCCUCCGUGGACAAGGGCAAUGAUGAUGUGGACCAUGGCAAUGAUGACAGUGAGAAUUCAGCCUGGCAGGAUCUACAGCACAGUCACGCAGCUAAUCAACUUAAAAUUUUGCUGCAACAUCAAGAAAGAAUGGAAAGUGACGUCUCCCCAUCAAGGAGGAAGAUGCUGUUCUGUAAACCCCCAGAAGCUGCAGCUGAAGAUUUACCAGACCUUUCUGAUCUUGUUCCUAUAAUUAACGAUCAGUCUCAGUACAUUAACCAUUUAGAAGCAGAAGUGAAGUUUUGCAAGGAGGAACUGUCUGGGAUGAGAGAUCGAGUUCGAGUAGUUGUGCUUGAAAAUGAAGACCUCCAUCAGAAACUGAAAUUUCUGACUGCAGAACAUACUUUGAGAGAACAAACUCUUCUAGAUGCCUCGGCAAAUACUCAGAACUCCUGGCCUGUAGGUGGUAAUGACUACAGUCUGCAUCAGCCAGUCACCUCAUCCACAGCAGACAACAAAAAUCCAGCUUUGGUUACAGCAUCUGUUGGAGAAAUAGAAAAAUGGCAUGUAGAACUGGAGAAACUAAAACUUCUUUAUCAAGAAAAAGUCAAUAUCCUUGAUGCUCAAGUAAAAUCUCUAAGAAAAGACCUUUCAGAAUCUCAGAAGACGUGUGAAGAUUUGGAAGGAAGGCUAAAACACCAGAAGUCCCUUGUUUCAGCCACACAUUCUAGUCGGGUUGGUGGUCUGUGUCUGAAAUGUGCACAGCAUGAGGCAGUUCUUGCACAGACACAUUCUAAUGUUCAUGUGCAGAUCAUCGAGAGGGUAACAAAAGAAAGAGAUGACUUGAUGGAUGCACUUGUUUCAGUGAGACAAAACAUGAAAGAGAUGCAGCAAAGAGAAUCUAAUGCUUAUGAGCAAGUUAAACAAGCUGUGCAAAUGGCAGAAGAAGCCAAUCUAGAAAAAACAAAGGCUCUAGUUCAAUGUGAGCAACUGAAAAGUGAGAUGGAACGCCAGAAGAAUCGUCUUGAAAAGGAGUUAGCUGCCCAGCUAAAUAAGAGGACUGAUGAAAAAGAAGCACUGCGGGAAGAAAUGAAGAAAGAAAGGGAGGACUUGGCAGCAAUGGUGACAGCCAUGUCUGAGAAUGUCGCCAUGUUAGAGGCUCAGGUAGAGAGAAUUACAAGAGAAAAGAACUCUCUGGCUAACCAGUUAGAGGAAUCACAACAUCAACUUGCAUCUCAUGAAACAGAGAUGAAUAAGGUGUGUGGAGAAAUGCGCUAUCAGUUGAAUCAAACCAAAAUGAAGAAGGAUGAGGCAGAAAAGGAGCUCAGAGAGUACAGAACAAAAACUAUAAGGGAGCUUGAAAUUAAGGACCAGAAAAUAGAAAAACUGGGAUUAGAGCUGAAUGGAAACAAACAGCGUUUGAAACAAGCCCAGCAGGAUGUGACAGAAGCCAGAGAGGAGUGCCUAAAACUGACAGAACUGCUGAGUAAAUCUGAACACCAACUGCACCUCACCAGACUGGAGAAAGAGAGCAUUCAGCACAGCAUUAGCAAUGAAGCAAAGGCCCGAGCCCUUCAGGCCCAGCAAAGAGAGCAGGAGCUGACACAGAAGAUGCAGCAAAUGGAGGCCCAGCAUGAGAAAACUGUAAAUGAACUGGACUCAUUGCUGACCUCCCAGAAUACAUUCAUAGCAAAAUUAAAGGAAGAAUGUUUUUUGUUGGCAAGAAAGUUGGAACAAAUAUCAGAAAAAUACAGAUCUGAAGUCAACCAGCUUAGUCAGGAAAAAGAGUAUCUUCAUGGCAGAUUGGAGAAGAUGCAAAAACGGAAUGAUGAAUUGGACCAACAAUGUAUUCAGCAUGGGAGAAUGCAUGAGAGGAUGAAGUCAAGGUUGCACCAGCUUGACAAGCACUGCCAGGCCACUGCCCAGCAGUUAGUGGAGCUACUCAACAAACAGAAUCAGCUCUUCAAAGAGAAGCAGCUGCUAACAGAAGAGGUGCAGUUUCUGCGAAACCAGAAAAAAGAGGAAGAAAGAGAAAUAGAGAAGAAAUGGGAUGCAGAUCUCAAACAGGACACAGAUGGAAUCAAGUAAAAACCUGGAUGGAUAAAGAGAAAUGAGCAUAAUUCUCCUCUGCACCCGUCUGAAACUUGGGCUUGUUUGAAGCUCACACAGAAAAACGUUCGCAGAAAACAGACACGCUGGCUAAUUUCAACCGGUUUAUAUUUGUUUUUAACUACAGAAUCAUAAAUACUUUGAAACAUUACUCACCUACCAAACUUUCUAGGAAGACAGCUGAGACUUUUCUAAGAAAAAGGCUAUGAUUGCAAUUCAGUUUUAACAGCUGUUAUGAAGCAUCAACUUAAUUCAUAAUUUGUACACUUUUUUAUAAAAUGUUUUUAUCUAUUUUUGUAAUUUAACAUAGAUGUCUUAUUUACAGAUGGCAAUACCAAUAAAUUUAAUUUGAUUCGUUA
Molecule: messenger RNA, 2900 nt
Organism: Oxyura jamaicensis (ruddy duck)
Lineage: Eukaryota; Metazoa; Chordata; Aves; Anseriformes; Anatidae
Gene: SDCCAG8
Product: SHH signaling and ciliogenesis regulator SDCCAG8
Exons: 20
Coding region: 58-2520 (820 amino acids)
Biological process (GO): establishment of cell polarity; neuron migration; tube formation
Cellular component (GO): centriole; centrosome
Source: RefSeq, a predicted model, not a curated record